CCGUCUUCAGUUUGGCACUCACUUCCUGCCAAGCUGCUAACAGCCAGGUGCAGACGUUUUCCGUCAAUUGGCAGAAAACAACCUUGAAGAACCUUGACCGUGUCUGGAGUUCAGAAAACUUACCAUCACUGAUGGAGCCCCCCACGAUGAACCCAGUGGUGGAGCCGCUGUCCUGGAUGCUGGGGACCUGGCUGUCAGAUCCGCCGGGAGCCGGGACCUUCCCGGCGCUGCAGCCCUUCCAGUACCUGGAGGAGGCGUACAUCUCCCACGUGGGCCAGCCUGUGCUGAACUUCUCGUUCAACGCCUUCCACCUGGACACACGCAGACCCAUGCACAGGGAGUGUGGCUUCAUCCGCCUCAAGCCCGAUACCAACAAGGUGGCCUUCAUCAGCGCCCAGAACACAGGCAUCGUGGAGGUGGAAGAGGGCGAGGUGAAUGGACAGGAGCUGUGCAUCACGUCCCACUCCAUCGCCAGGAUGUCCUUCGCCAAGGAGCCCCACGUGGAGCAGAUCACCCGAAAAUUCAGGCUGAAUUCUGAAGGCAAACUUGAACAGACAGUCUCCAUGGCGACCACUACCCAGCCCAUGACUCAGCAUCUUCACAUCACCUACAAGAAGGUGACCCCGUGACCCCGAGUGUGUGUCGUGACCCUUCGGCUUCUCCGUAGACGCUCGCAGCAGGUGUGGGUGUGGCCGCAGGCCUCGUGGGUUCCAGAGUGUGGCCACGGGUUCUGUAAUGGCAUAGAAAAACCAAAUAAAAGGCCUUUAUUUUUAUGACUGAGAA
Molecule: messenger RNA, 783 nt
Organism: Ailuropoda melanoleuca (giant panda)
Lineage: Eukaryota; Metazoa; Chordata; Mammalia; Carnivora; Ursidae
Gene: THAP4
Product: THAP domain containing 4
Exons: 5
Coding region: 132-629 (165 amino acids)
Source: RefSeq, a predicted model, not a curated record